CCGCCUCCUGCGGCUUCCAACUCACAGAGUUGCGUCCUGAGCUCCUCGUCUGGCUGGGUAGACAGCGGCCCGCUGCCCUACGACUCCAGCUGCUCCUGCCGGCCCGAACCCCCUGCGGCUUCUUGAGGGCGCGAGUGGCACUGGCUCUGCUGGCCGAUGGGACAUAAGGGAUGAGACUGAAGCAGUGUGCCAAAGGUGAAGACCUUCCCAGAAAUUCCAACUGCAAGGCUUGCAUGACCGGUGGAACAUUCUUCUCUCAAUACGGAGACAGAUCUCCCUGUGUUGCCCAGACUGGAGUACAGUGGAAUGAUCACAGCUUACUGCAGCCUCGACUUCCUGGGCUCAAGCGAUCCUCCCACCUUGGGCUCUGGAGUAGCUGGGACCACAGGUUCAAGCAAUUUUCCUGCCUCAGCCGCCUGAGUAGCUGGGAUCACAGGCGUGUGCCACCACACCCAGAAGGACGUGUUUGCUUCCCCUUCCACCAUGAUUGUAUGUUUCCUGAACCCUUUGCAGCCCUGCAGAACUGUGGCCUUGAGAAGUAUCUAGGAAACAGCGGCCCAGAAGAAACGGAUUAUGUGAAACAGAGAAGGUAGAUCAGAGAGAUCACUAAAGCUGUUAGUCAUGGCUACCCACAGACUGUCUUUCAUCUGAAGAGUUCAAAAAGGCUUUUCUAACCCGGGACUGACUUCUAGAUGGAAAAAAUACAUCGCUGUGAGAAAACCG
This is a messenger RNA of Symphalangus syndactylus (siamang), 723 nucleotides long. RefSeq lists its product as uncharacterized. The record is from RefSeq and is a predicted model, not a curated record. NCBI's taxonomy places the organism in Eukaryota, Metazoa, Chordata, Mammalia, Primates, Hylobatidae.